Molecule: messenger RNA, 2737 nt
Organism: Polypterus senegalus (gray bichir)
Lineage: Eukaryota; Metazoa; Chordata; Cladistia; Polypteriformes; Polypteridae
Gene: wdr1
Product: WD repeat domain 1
Exons: 15
Coding region: 162-1985 (607 amino acids)
Biological process (GO): actin filament depolymerization; positive regulation of actin filament depolymerization; sarcomere organization
Cellular component (GO): cortical actin cytoskeleton
Molecular function (GO): actin filament binding
Source: RefSeq, a predicted model, not a curated record
CUGAUUGGCGCAGGCUUCCGGGUUUCUUCGGCUAGCUGUUCGGCGGCAGGGUUUAGCGCAACCGGCUGUGACGAUCUGUGGGCUCAAGGGAGGCUUGUUGUUCAUUCAUUGGCAACAACUGGAUACUUUGUGGAAAGAAAGUCGAAGGAAACCCUGCCACUAUGCCCUAUGAACUCAGUAAAGUUUUUGCCAGCCUCCCUCAAGUUGAGAGGGGAGUUUCCAAAGUCCUCGGUGGAGAUCCCAAAGGAAACAACUUUCUCUACACCAAUGGCAAAUGUGUUAUAAUUAGGAACAUUGAUAAUCCAGCAAUUGCAGAUAUUUAUACUGAACAUGCUCACCAAGUUACUGUUGCAAAGUAUGCUCCCAGCGGAUUUUACAUUGCUUCAGGAGAUAUCUCUGGGAAGCUGCGAAUCUGGGACACAACCCAAAAGGAGCACAUACUUAAGUAUGAAUACCAACCAUUUGCAGGAAGAAUUAAGGACAUGGCUUGGACAGAAGACAGCAAGAGAAUAGCAGCUGUUGGAGAAGGGCGAGAAAAGUUUGGAGCUGUGUUAUUAUGGGAUACUGGCUCAUCAGUAGGUGAAAUAAGCGGUCACAGCAAGGUUGUCAACAGUGUGGAUUUUAAACAGACAAGACCAUAUCGCCUUGUGACUGGAAGCGAUGAUAACAGUGCAGCAUUUUUUGAAGGACCACCAUUCAAGUUCAAGUUUACUAUGAAUGACCACACAAGAUUUGUUAAUAGCGUCAAAUUUUCCCCUGAUGGCAACAGAAUCGCUACUGCUGGAGCUGAUGGUCAGAUCUUCAUUUAUGAUGGAAAAACUGGUGAAAAGAUAUCUUCCCUUGGUGGUGAUAAAGCUCACAGUGGCGGUAUAUAUGCUGUCGGUUGGAGUCCUGAUAGCACUCAGCUUCUUUCUGCUUCUGGAGAUAAGACUGCUAAAUUAUGGGAUUUAGCAAGUACUUCAUUGGUAACUACCUUCAACAUGGGAUCAGAUGUGCUUGAUCAACAGCUGGGCUGUCUGUGGCAGAAGAAUAAUUUGCUGACAGUUUCUCUUUCUGGAAACAUUAAUUACCUUGACAAGAACAACCCAGACAGGCCUUUACGCAUUAUCAAGGGACACAAUAAGUCUAUUCAGUGCCUCACAGUACAUAAAACUGAUGGUCGAUCAUACAUUUACACUGGAAGUCAUGAUGGGCAUAUCAAUUUUUGGGAUGCUGAAACUGGAGUAAGUGAAAACUUUAAAGGAAAAGGUCAUGCCAACCAGGUUUCACGAAUGAUAGUCGAUGAAUCAAACCAAUUAGUCAGUUGCAGUAUGGAUGAUACAGUGCGUUAUACCAGCCUUGCCAAGAAGGAAUACAGUGCAUCAGACGCAGUGAAGUUGGAUUUUCAACCAAAAUACGUAGCAGCGGGGCCUGGGGGCUAUGCAGUGGCAGUUUGCAUUGGGCAGCUCGUGCUACUAAAGGACAAGAGAAAAGUUUUUGUAAUAGACCAGCUUGAAUUUGAACCAAGUUGUGCUGAUAUUCACUUGGGAGGUGUAACUGUGGCAGUUGGAGGUUCAGAUGGCAAAAUCCACCUGUACUCCAUUCAAGGAAAUACCCUGACAUAUGAUGGCAAAGCCCUGAGUGCUGAAGGACCUGUAACUGAUCUGGCCUUCUCGCAUAAUGGUGCCUAUCUUGCUGCCUGUGAUGCAAGCAAAAUUGUUAAAGUUUUUACUGUAGCUGAUGGAUAUGCAGAAAAGAAUUCAUUUUAUGGUCAUCAUGCAAAAAUUGUCUGUUUAGCAUGGUCACCAGAUAAUGAACAUUUUGCUACAGGAGGCAUGGAUAUGAUGGUGUUUGUGUGGACUGUAAGCAAUGCUGAUGCCAGGAUAAAGAUGCCAGAUACACAUAGGCUGCAUCAUGUCUGCAGUUUGGGAUGGCUGAACGAGCACACUGUUGUGACAACAUCGCAUGAUUCCAGUGUUAAGCAGUGGACCAUUACAUACACAUAAACAAGGCAAACAAUGUUCAGGGACAAAAACUACUGUAGAAGAUGACAUUUAUCUAAACAUUUCUUUUAUUGGCUGCUGGGUUUUGUAUAGGGUCCUCUGAGUGGUAUUGUGGGCGGGUCAUAUAUAAACAUGUUGUAUUUUGAAAGCUUUAGUCAGUAACCAUUUGCACAAGAAAAGCACUUAACAUAAUCUCUGGAGCUUUUAAAUUUUCUGUGCUUGACAUUCCAGAGACAAGAGUUUUGUCUCGGUACACUUGAAGACUCCGAGCAGUCUGUUCAUUUCUUUUCUAGCAAAGAAUAUUGUUAACAUUGUAUGGAAUGGGAUUAAUGUUUGCUUUGUUGUGUGAUUACAGAACAUUUCUGUACUGUUCAGAAACUAAAUUUUGAAAGAAAAUAAUAAAAAAAAAAUCUAUAUAAUUAAAAAUGUGUACAGCUGAAUUCUGCUGUUGUAUGGUGAGUUUACUUUUGCUCAUCUGUUGGUUCUUCCAUUACUCAAAGUAAAUAUGAUGCAAAAUAAAGUUUUUUUAUGCAUUUCACACCUUUUUUUACAGUACUUGAAUAAAUCUUAAAUAAAUCCUGUAUGCAUAUCCAAUAUUUAAAUACUGAUCAUUGUAUGUUAUUUACUGUAUUGUGGUGGUAGGCAUUGUGAAGCCAUUAAAUUUGAGAUAAAUUGAAUCAUACAUGUAUCUAGAGAUAUCGGUGCUUAUUAGGAAUUUUAUAUCAUCUGGCAAAAUAAAGAACUCGUUGAUUAUA